Gadus morhua (Atlantic cod) is the source of this 2061-nucleotide messenger RNA. RefSeq names its product potassium channel tetramerization domain containing 4 (gene kctd4). Gene Ontology annotation, molecular function: protein binding. The record is from RefSeq and is a predicted model, not a curated record. Bases 398 to 1174 code for a protein of 258 amino acids. Gene Ontology annotation, biological process: protein homooligomerization. The transcript has a single exon. Lineage: Eukaryota; Metazoa; Chordata; Actinopteri; Gadiformes; Gadidae.
UGUGUGUGUCGCAAAGCACAAGACCAUUUUCAUCAAAGCUAAUUAGGGAAGGAGCAGGAGAGAGAGAGAGAAAGUGAGCAACAGUGAGCGGGAGAGAGAGAGUGAGCGAAAGAGAGGGGGUGGAACAGAGAGGAGCACCGAGAUGUGGUUUUGCUCUAAGCAACCAGUGCAGUGUGUGAUUUUCUCAGACAGCACGAUCCACCAGUUGCUAUCGCGCACACUCUCCCACCUGGCAACUACCACCAGCUCUUCCAUCUGAACAGCACAGAGAACUCGCACACAUAGAGCGCCUGGCAGGGAGAAGAGAACGGAAGAGGCAGCUUUGUUGCGUUGCACACACACUUCCAAGUCUGCGAGGGGCUGGAGAAUACAGCGGGCGGAACCGGUGGAUUGCGGCAUGGAAUGGAAUCUAAGAAGGAUGGACAGCGAAAUAAGGCAGAUUAAUCCCGACUUACUGCAACCCAGUAAGAGCUUCAAGAAGCCCUCCUCGGGCACAAUCACACUCAACGUGGGGGGCUUCCUCUACACGGCCCACCGCACCACUCUGGUCAAAUACCAGGGCUCGCUGCUCGAGGAGCUGGCCAAUGGGAAGAAGCCCGUGCAGCACACCGACUCCAUGGGAAACCCUUUCAUUGACCGGGACGGACCCGUGUUCCGCCAUGUGCUCAACUUCCUGCGUACCGGGGACCUCCAGCUGCCCGACGACUUCCGGGAGGUGGGGCUCCUCGGGAAGGAGGCGGAAUUCUACCGCCUGAGCGAACUGGUGGACGCCGUGUUCGAAUGGGAGGAGCAGAGGACCACCAAGAGAGAGCCCGCCUUCCUGGAGGUGACGGACAGCCACGAGCGGUCACAGGGCCUCAAGGUGUACUGCAGCGAUCCAGCGUUUAUCGACAAGGUCAAGGCGCGGCUGGUGCAGAUCUCCAAGAGCCGCCUGGACGGCUUCCCGGAGGAGUUUGAGGUGUCGUCAAACGUGAUCCAGUUCCGCCACUUCAUCAAGUCGGAGCCGGGCUCCCGGCUGGUGCUGAAGGAGGACAGCACCUUUCUGUGCACCCUGGACUGUCUCAAGCUGGAGACGGUGAUGCUGGCCCUCAAGGGGGGCUUCAAACUCAUCACCAGCCUCGACAGCAGCAAAGGGUCGGUGGUGGCGGCUGAGGCCCUGCACUUUGUCAAGUAGAACGGUGUUAAAGAGCAGGGGUCAUGAGAGAGAGAGGGAGCGAGAUAGAGAGGGCACAUCGACACAUGGAAAAGGAGAAAGCAGUGACAGAGUCCAUACCCAUCUUAAACAACUGAUUUUUGUGUGAAAUUGUUGAUAGCUUGUGUUGUGUACAAAGUUGUUGCAUCGUGGGGUAGCGGAUUGAAGAGAUGGCAAGGGUGUCACAUGGUUCUUAGAACUUAGAAUUUCAAGUAUUACAAUAUUAUUUUAAACAAGUGUCUUAACGUUUCAGAUUGAUCAAAAUUAGAGAAUCCUGUUGAAAACAUUGUUUUGAAUGGGACGCAGUGUCAUAUCUAUUACAAAUCAAAUCCUUGUUGAUCAAAUUUGUACUUUUUUAUGCUAUGAAGAAGCCUAAAGCAUUGCUACUCCUAAUGAAAAAAUAACCUUUCUGCCAUGUUGUUCUUAAACCAACAGUGUUCUUAGACCAACCAACAGUGUGCAUGCGUACGUUUAAAACCAUGUUUAAGGGAUAUAAAACACAACUCUGUGGCUCAUGUCCCUCCCCUUUCUCCCUCUAUGGAACCCAUACGAGUGAUGUUACACCCAAGUGGAAAAGAUUGAUCAAGUCAAUGUGAAAAUACAGAUAAAAAGUAAUCCACAAUGUAUCUCUAAUCAUGCUUGCCUUUCCCUUUACAACGUGUGUGUGUGUGUGUGUGUGUGUGUGUGUGUGUGUGUGUGUGUGUGUGUGUGUGUGUGUGUGUGCGCUUAGUUUCAAGCAUGAUGCAUGUACCUUUAAGUAACGUUCUGUUAGUGCCAUAUUGUUUUUAUCUAUAAUUGAAGUACAGUAACCAACAACUCUUCAACUGUUUUUUCAAUGUAUAAAACAUAAAUAAAAGUUCCAAUCAAAA